Rhipicephalus microplus (southern cattle tick) is the source of this 3933-nucleotide messenger RNA. RefSeq names its product high affinity nerve growth factor receptor. Gene Ontology annotation, biological process: cellular response to nerve growth factor stimulus; multicellular organism development; positive regulation of kinase activity. Gene Ontology annotation, cellular component: axon; signaling receptor complex; plasma membrane. Gene Ontology annotation, molecular function: neurotrophin receptor activity; ATP binding; transmembrane receptor protein tyrosine kinase activity. Lineage: Eukaryota; Metazoa; Arthropoda; Arachnida; Ixodida; Ixodidae. The record is from RefSeq and is a predicted model, not a curated record.
CGCGCGCGCGCUCACAUCAGAGCUAACGUCCCGACGCACCGGCCUGUCACGGUGGGCGCGCAUGUUGCUGCAUCCGCGCUUUUCGGAGCGCCGAUCAUCGUCCCGUUUGUUUUCGGAUGUGAUUAGGCGCGACGAGCAGACGCUGUCACUUCACUCCCGAAAGGGGAUCUAGUCCCUCGCGUUGUCUCUGGAAGUCGACGCUCUCCAUGGCGUUCGACCGUCGCGAUCAACUGAUCAUCUGUGCCGACGCCGCCGGCUCGGCCCCACCAGCGCGGGUCAGGUAAGCCCACGGCUCACGCGCCUGUCAGUCCCCGGGUCGUGCCAGAAGACGCUGCGUGGCCUUUUUCGGGUCGUCUAGGGACGCGACACAACAGGAACAACCGGCGCCACUUUGAUAAUCUUGUGUUUCCGCGCGGUGACAACACGCAACAAACUCCGUGACGGCGACAUGACCUCCUCGGAGACGAAGGAUAACACUCCUGCCGGCUAGGACACGCUGUCCUCCGAAGGAUACCGCGCCGCCCUGGGACGCGAUGCGGGCCGGCCUGCUCGCCGCUGUUGUGGUCGCCGCCGGUGUGCUGUGCUGUUGUUGUUCGGGCGGACGUGUGGCGGCAGUGCCUCGCUUCCAGGGCAGCGGGUCGUCGGCCUCUUCACACGCGCAGGGCUCGGCCAACGCCACCAGGCGCCUCCUGCCACCCGAGCAGUUCUGCCAGAGCCUGGGAUGCUCCUGUCACCUGGAACCGAGGCUGGCCUGCCAGCUGGAAAGCGACCGCAUCGCAGCCAUCCCACGACUCCUGACGCAGGAGCGCGCCGAAAAGAUCACAGACAUAAGCAUCGAGAACCAGAUAAGCUUCGAAGAGCUCAACGAGACUCAGCUGCAGUGGUACCCUUCCUUGAAGACGCUGACCAUUCACAAGUGUGGCCUGAAGUAUGUAUCUCCCAAAGCCUUCCAGCACAACCAGGAAAUCCAGAAAAUCGAUCUGCGGUUCAACCAAAUAGAAGCGAUUGCCUGGACUGCCAUCGAGGGACUACAGACUAUAGAACUGCUGAUCAGCGACAACAGGCUGUCGUGCAACUGCAGCAGCAAGUGGAUCCAGCUGCAGAUCGCGCGCAACAGUAGCAUCUUCGGGCCACUGGGCAACAAGAUCGAGUGCUGGCCACCAGAUGGAAGCCCGAAGCCAGUGCUCUUGGCCACCUAUCCCAUUACAGGAUGUGACAUUCCCGAGGUGGAGGUCUUCAACACGAGUGCUGAGGUGUUCGAGCGCGAGCGCGUGACACUGACGUGCCGCGGCUGGGGUCAGCCGUCGCCCAGGGUUCACUGGAACACGACGCGGGUCGAGGCGGCGCCCUUCGAUGUCGCCAACACGGUCUCCGAGGAGAUCGGCCCCGACGGUCGCCCCCACCAGGUCAAGAUUGCCGAACUGAUCCUGCACGGCGUGGAUGGCACGGCCAACGGAGUACUGCGAUGCUACGCGGACAACGUUGUCGGUCGCUCCAAAGCCGAAGUCAGCUUGACCAUCUACACGCCGCCCCGCAUCUUGUCGAUGGAACUGAGCAAGAGCUACUACCAACACAUAAAGUACGAAGCGGUCGCUUACCCAGCCUACAACUUCUCCUGGUACUUCAACAACCAGCCUCUUGUCCUGGACGACAAGAAUGAAAAGACUGAGAAGAACAAGUACAGCGCAGUGAAUGUCAAGACAGACGCUGCCAUCUACAAAGGUUACCUGGAGUUCCAGACCGACCUUCCCUCGAACGCGGGUAUCUACACUCUAGUCAUUGAGAACGAGUACGGCGUCGCCAACAGAAGUCUCGAGGUGGCCUUCACGCCAUUUCCCAGUAACAGACCCAACCUGCCCCGAAUGCCAGUGCCGUCGGGAAAGCCCCGCGUCCAGGAGCAGACCACGAUGACGGACGCCGAACAGCACCAGAUCCCGAUGAUCGUGGCGCUGAGCGUGCUACUGGUGCUGGUGGCGGUGGGCGGCGCGCUGGUGACGCUGCGCUGGUGCCAGUUCCGGCAGGACUACGCGGCCGAAGGCACGCGCUUCUCCACCUGGCUGUGGGACUCGCUACGACCGGGCGGCCGGCGCUGCUUCGACCGCAAGAGAGCCGUGGUCACGGGCCGAGAGCGCAUCCCGCUCAACAUGGCGCGCAUGGUCGAGAACCCGAACUACCCCGUCUACCACCAGGAGACGCUGAAAGGCGGAAAAACUGUGCGGCACAUAGCGCGCGAGAAGAUCAGCUUCAUACAGUCGCUGGGCGAAGGCGCGUUCGGACGCGUGUUCCUGGGCACCGUGGACUACCUGAGCCCCGACGAGCCGACGACGCUGGUCGCCGUGAAGACUCUCAAGGACGCGGCUGUCGAAGAGGCGCGCGUCGACUUCGAGCGGGAGGCCGAACUGCUCACCAACCUGCAGCACGCCAACAUAGUGCGCUUCUACGGAGUCUCCACCGACGGAGAUCCGCUGAUGAUCCUCUUCGAGUACAUGGAACACGGAGACCUCAACAAUUUUCUCAGGGACCGUGGCCCGGAUCGGUCGGUGCUUGAUCCAGGUGCUAAGGCCGUUGCACCUCUGACAAGGGCUGACCUUCUGAAGAUAUCCGUUCAGGUGGCGGCAGGCAUGCAGUACCUGGCAUCGCAGCACUUCGUGCACAGAGAUCUGGCGACGCGCAACUGUCUAGUCGGUGACAUGCUGGUCGUCAAAAUAGGCGACUUCGGUAUGUCGCGGGACGUCUACAGCACAGAUUACUACAGGGUUGGACGACAUACCAUGUUGCCCAUCCGGUGGAUGCCUCCAGAAAGCAUCCUGUACCGCAAGUUCACCGUAGAGUCAGACGUCUGGAGCUUCGGCGUCGUGCUCUGGGAGAUAUUCGCGUUCGGCAAACAGCCUUGGUACGAGCUGUCAAACCACGAGGUUAUCCAGCAAGUCACAAGCGGCAAGCUGUUGGCCAAACCCGAGGGAUGUCCCGAAGAGAUCUACAAGAUGAUGCUGACCUGCUGGAAGAUGCAACCGCAGGACAGAUGUCCCAUCAAGGAGCUUCAUUCGCAAUUGGAGAACUACUGUAACGCCGAGUCGGAGUACAUGCCCAUCAUCGAGUGACACCGGAGCUGCCCCGACUUCAGGACCGCGCCUCGCUCUGCGUGCUCCCAACCAUGCUGGGGACUCACAAGAUGGCCGUCGUCACGUGCUCUUUCCAGCGAGCAAAUAGCUGAACAGCUCACGCUACACUUUGCGCAGCCUACCCCCGUCUACCUCCCGCGUGUAAGGAGACCUUGUAUCGCAGAACACGAAUUAGGCACGGCGACUACAUGUGGAGAGCGAAGUGACGUCUAAUUCGAAACACUCGUUGGCACAUGGAAGCGACUCUGAAUUUGACUCAAUAUCCGACACUUGUGUUUCAUCCAGUUUCGUUGGCGGUUGCACCAAUCAAAGUGACUCUGUAUCCUUGUACAUUGAUCAUUCCGUUGGCUGCCAUAGCUUCAAGGACCACUAGGGCCUAUUUGUGCCGAGUGUAAAUCGCCGAUAUAAAUACGACGUACAUAACGUAACCGGUCAUUCGUAGUGCUGGCAACAACGGAUGAGACAGCGCCCAGCAACAAUGUAGGUUUUAUAAGAUCCUAGAAGAGGUGCACAAGAUGAACCACUCUUCAAGACAUGUAACCCUUGAUGGCAGACCAUAGUGAGAAAAAGACACCGCCAACGAGUGAAACUAGAUGCAUGCAUAGUAACUAACCACCUCUAACAAGCAAGAUACUUCGUGUUGUGAAAUGUCAUCUAUUGGAAGCAAAAAAAAACAAAUGAAGUGUAGUCGCUGAAGAUAGAAAGAAAUGCUUCUCUGCUUCGGCACCUUUGCGUGUGGUGUCACAAAAGUCACGGACCAACAGGCUCGACGCCUUUUAUUUUUGUGCGUGUUUUCAACACAUCGGUUUAU